AUGCACCAACUAUCUCUCGCUGUGAUGUGUUUGCUGUCUCUGACUACCUCUCACACUGUGACAUACCCAAACAAGAAGGGACGCAACUUCACUAUUCAUUCUUCUCAACUUAUUUGUAGUGUACCGCCAGGCCACCCGGGAGCUCCUGGGUUACCUGGCUUUAGUGGUAGGAUGGGGAUGCCAGGACGUGAUGGUCAGGAUGGGAAAGACGGGGAAAAGGGAGGAAAAGGAGAACAAGGCCAAGAGGGUCAUUCUGGGAACCCAGGAAGGUUUGGAGUAAGAGGUCAUCUAGGAGUUGUGGGGAAGGCUGGGGCAAAAGGCCAUAGAGGGAUGCAAGGAGCACCUGGUGAGCAUGGAAAAGAUGGCAGGAAAGGGGAUAUUGGGGAUUUGGGGGAGCCUGGAGCACCUGGAGGCUGCAACUGUGGUUUAGGUGCACGGUCAGCUUUCUCAGUUGCAGUGACCAAGAGUUACCCGAGAGAGCGCAUGCCUAUCCUUUUCAAACGGAUCUUAAUGAAUGAGGGUGGUCAUUAUAAUGCCAGCAGUGGUAAAUUUACCUGUGCCAUCUCAGGUGUGUAUUUCUUUACCUAUGACAUCACACUGGCCAACAAACACCUGGCAAUCGGGCUUGUGCACAAUGGACAGUACAAGAUCAGGACUUUUGAUGCCAAUACAGGGAACCAUGAUGUUGCCUCUGGUUCAACAGUCCUCCGCCUGCAAAAAGGAGAACAAGUCUGGCUUCAGAUUUUCUAUUCAGAACAGAAUGGGCUAUUUUUUGACCCCUACUGGACUGAUAGUCUCUUUACUGGAUUUCUUAUCUAUGGAGACCAGGAUGCUCUGCAGAAGCUGAACAAAGAGACCAGAGUGGGAUCCUCCUGA
Chanos chanos (milkfish) is the source of this 876-nucleotide messenger RNA. Its product is annotated as complement C1q tumor necrosis factor-related protein 2-like. Gene Ontology annotation, molecular function: protein binding. Lineage: Eukaryota; Metazoa; Chordata; Actinopteri; Gonorynchiformes; Chanidae. The record is from RefSeq and is a predicted model, not a curated record.